CACUCCGCCGUGUCCUACAGGAGCAUAUUGUUAUACACCUGAUCGGUGUCUUUGUAAAACAGGAUGGAAAAUGAUCAUCGAUAAUGACAACAAAUUUAUGACGUGCGAGCCUGUUUGCAAAGAAGAGUGUGUUCAUGGCAAGUGCACAGAUCCUGUUGCACCUUGUACUUGUGAUGACGGUUACAAACUUGAAGGAAACAGCGCAUUUAUCUGCAGUCCAAUAUGCAAUCCCGGUUGUUCCUCACACGGCAAGUGUACUGCUCCCAACGUGUGCACUUGCAACGAAGGCUACUCAUUGAAGCCUCCAAACAUUUGCCAACCAAUCUGUAGCCAAGCUUGCGUUAGGGGCACUUGCACAGCUCCCGAAACUUGCAGCUGCAACACGGGGUACGGACUACUGGAGAACUCAAAGUAUAUCUGUGAACCAAUCUGCGAAAAGGCUUGCCUCAAUGGAAAAUGCACUGCGCCUGGGGUCUGCACGUGCAACGAAGGAUUCCGAUUAAGCGACAACGAGACAGAGAAACAUAUUUGCAAGCCUCAUUGCGAAAUAUCCUGCGGACCAUCCGGCGUGUGUAUCGCACCGGAUGUCUGCAAUUGUUUCAAAGGAUUUCAUCCUAAUAAAACGCAAAUUAUCACCAAUAGUACACAUUAUACCUGGAAUGACUGGGUUUGCAAACCGGUCUGCGAAACAAAAUGCAUCAAUGGAUACUGUAACGCUCCGGGGAUGUGCAGUUGCAAUAUUGGUUAUCAGCCAUCAGGGGGCAACGACACCAGUGUCUGCGUACCCAUCUGUAAUCAGAAUUGUGUCAAUGGCUUCUGCAGUGAACCUGAAACUUGCACAUGCAACGAAGGUUAUGGUCCUUUCAAUUCCUCGAACAUAUGCGAGCCCAUCUGCGAGACUGAUUGCAUCAAUGGACAUUGCACUGCGCCAAACGAAUGCACCUGUAACUCCGGUUAUCAACCUACGGAAGGCAAUCAUACGAGUCUCUGCGAACCCAUUUGUAAUCCAAGUUGCAAGAACGGUAUCUGCGUACAGCCUAACAAAUGCGAUUGUAAUCCGGGCUACCGUUUAUCGACAAGUCUCGAAGCAAAUACAUGCGAUCCUAUUUGUCAUCCGGCUUGCGAAACAAAUGGGAUUUGCAAGGCCCCCGAUCUCUGUGUCUGUGAGGACGGUUAUCGCAUGGUUUUUUAUGAAGAAGGAAGCGUCCCGUUCAAAUGCGAGCCAAUUUGUAGCGUCGAAUGCGGCAAUGGCGUGUGCACGGCGCCGGAUGUUUGCACAUGUUUUGACGACUAUCAAAGGGCUGAAACUGGCGGAUGCGAGCCUUUCUGCUCGAUCUGUGUCAACGGCACAUGCGUCGCACCUGAGGUCUGUGAAUGCGAUGACGGAUACAGUCUACAGGAGGAAGACUUCAAUUCGGAAGUAGAGAAAUCGAUCGUGCCUGAAAAUGGAACGAAAAACGGAAGCAAAUGCGUGCCACGUUGUGAGAGUUGCGACAAUGGUGACUGUGUGGCUCCGGGCGAGUGUAGAUGUCGUAAAGGCUUCGUGAAGUUCGAAGGUAUCUGCGUGCUCGCGUGCCCGCAUGGCUGCGAUACUCACGGCGAAUGCAUCGAUGAGCAUAGAAUUUGUGAGUGCCAUUACGGAUGGACCGGACUGCGAUGCGAUCGACCAAUCUUCUGCGUCUCAAUAUUGAAUGACGAAGGAAAUCGUACCGAACCAUUGACAAUUAUUAAGGAAUGUAACACUACGAUCGAGUAUGUAUUUAUAAAUAACCCAGUAUGUCCUGAAUGUACUAAAAAAUAUAUAAAUAAUGAAACUUUGUGCUUUGAAAUGUUCGUCAACGGCACAAAGGAUGAAAAGCAAAUUGGCUGUUUAAUGACUAAAGAAUGCCACGCAUUGAGCAGCCCAUACAAGGAUGAAGAAAAAAUUAUCAUAUUAACCAGUGGAAUCAUAGUUGGUUUUGGAAUAUUAUUUUUAGCAAUAACAAUAAUAUAUCUACUAUUACGAAAAGAUCCAGAUAGACAAAUGGAUUUAGGUAAUAUUCCAAUAAUUUACAAAGAAAAUACAUUGACUAUGCAAGGAUUAAAUGAAUCAAAUGAGACUAUAGCUUUACCCGAAUAUUACAUCGGACAGUUAGAACAUCUCGGAAAUAUGCAUAAUAGAAUGAAAGACUGUACUAAACUUUACAGUCAGAAGGUACCAGAAAUUUACAAGCGAAAUAAAAUAAGCGAAGAACCAGACACACACGAGAUAAGGUAUCACGUUCGAUGGACUAUUGAGCAUAAAUGCUGCGAAGGUUACGUUCAAUCCGAUUCGCAGACAUGUGUGCCGUAUUGUUCGCAAUCAUGCGAGAACGGAAUCUGCGAGAAGCCGAAUGUGUGCGUCUGCAACGAAGGAUAUCUCAAAUCAAUUGACGCGAACGGUAAGGAGUCCUGCAUACCGGUAUGCUCGAAUGACUGCAUCAACGGCACCUGCAUCGCUCCCGAACUUUGCAGUUGUAACGAGAACUACUGGCUGGACUCGGACGGAUUCACUUGCCGGCCGAACUGUAAUACGGAAUGUGAGAAGAAUUACGGAUACUGUGCCGAGCCGAAUGUGUGUACGUGCCGUUCCAAUUACAGGAGAAUCGGCAACGACUCCUCCCCGUUUAUGUGCGAGCCCGUUUGCGCUGUCCCGUGCAAGAACGGUCAUUGCAUGGCUCCUAACGUCUGUCAAUGCGCGAACGGCUACGAACCGGACGAAUACGAUCCAAUAUUCACCUGCAAGCCUAAAUGCGACAAGCCAUGCAAUGGCGGUACGUGUACGUCACCGGGAACGUGUACCUGCGACCGAGGCUACAAACUGGUGAAUGAAAGCUUCUGCGAACCGAUCUGCAGCGAGCCCUGUCAGAUGGGCACGUGCGUGGCACCUGAAAUUUGCAGAUGUAACGAGAAUUAUCAACUUCGUGAGAAUUCCAAAUAUGUAUGCGAAUCGAUGUGUAAAAAUAAAUGUGGCAACGGUACGUGUAUAUACGGACGUUGCUUUUGUAACCGAGAAUAUUUUUUAAAUUAUACGACUGGGACAUGUGAAUCAUACUGUCUGACGCAUUGCAAACCAAAUGGAACAUGUAACUCGGAUGAUACGUGUAGUUGUCCUGAUGGAUAUAGUACGAACUUCGAAACUUUGAAAUAUUUCCAUUUGCGCAAAUUACUGAUGAAAGAAGAAGAUAGAAAUUUUUGCGAACCGGUUUGUGACUUCAAAUGCAUCAAAGGGAAAUGCACUGCGCCAAAUGUAUGUACCUGCAAUGAUGGUUAUCUUCCAUCGUGGACCGAGCCUCAAAAUAAUUCAGACAAUCGCAUUUGUACCGAAUUUCGUCCUUGUAAUGCGCUGUCAUGUAAGGUUAACGAGAGGUGCGACAUAUCUGGCAGUUGUGUCUGCAAUCAUGGUUACGUGAAGAACGUAUUCGGUGAAGGUUGUAUACCUUCAUGCACUCCAUCAUGCAUCAAUAGCAAUUGUACAGAGCCGAAUCGUUGCACGUGCAACGAUGGGUUCACACCACGAAAUGAAAGCUUUUGCGAACCAAUUUGCAAGAGAGGUUGCCAGAACGGCGACUGCAUCAGUCCGGACCAUUGCAUUUGUCACAAAGAUUUCGUACAAAACGUCUACAAUGAUUCGGGACCAUACUGCAUUUCCCCAUGUACUCGCAAUUGCACUGAACACGGCGAAUGCGUUAUCGACCACAACCUCGAUUACAAAUGCGAGUGUCAUUUCGGAUGGACGGGAGAAGACUGCGAUCAAUCGUCCAUGUGUGUUACAAUGAUGACCUACGAUCACGGCGAUGUCAACAGAAUUACGAUCCGUAAUGAUACAAAUAACACCAUUAUGCAAAUUCUGAAAAGCGCGCCAAAUUGUUAUCAGUGUGACAGUUCUCUUAACAAAGAUACUCUGUGUUACAUGGUACAUUCUGAUAAAGACAAUACGACUUCUGUCGGAUGCUUACUUAGUACAGAAUUGCCUUGUUAUAUUGUUAUGACGCGUCAUUAUAAAGGCUCGAUUAUCUCUACCAAAAUAGUUUGGCCUUUCGUGAGUAUCGCUAUAUUGUUGAUUAUAGGUCUGACAGUAGCAGCAUUUCCAGCAAAUACGGAUGGUUCGACAGAGAGACAAAUAGCAUCAUCGAGAAAAAGAACGUGCACACGAAUGAAGGAACCGGAAACGACAGAUCUAGAGACAGUUCUCCGUCUAACUUUCGAUGAACUUCGUCUCCUGAGAGAUGAGCGCACAACGCAGCAGCAUCGACGAGCGGAUUGUCUGCAAUCCAAUCAGCAGAGAAAGCUUAUGCAGCAUUCUGAGGAGCAACAUAUAUCAGAUCAGUCAUUUCCCAAAUUUACAAAUUUGCAAAUUUUAUAUCACGAGGAUGGUCUCGGUUUUAAAUUUAAUUCCGACUCAGUGAGUACGUGGCAUGUAGAUGCUACAGAGAUACCCGAAUUUUUCUUCAAAGAUUUACCAGAAUUCAAAAAUAUAUCUUAUAGAAUGAAAGACUGUACUCAACUUUACAGUCAGAAGGUACCAGAAAUUCUGGACGAACCAGGCAUAUACCAGCGUAUAGAGUAUCGCAUUCGGUGGACUAUUAGGCAUAAAUGCUGCGAAGGUUACGUUCAAUCCGGUUCGCAGACAUGUGUGCCGCAUUGUUCGCAAUCAUGCGAGAACGGUAUCUGCGAGAAGCCGAAUGUGUGCAUCUGCAACGAAGGAUAUCGCAAAUCAAUUGACACGAACGGUAAGGAGUCCUGCAUACCGGUAUGCUCGAAUGACUGCAUCAACGGCACCUGUAUCGCUCCCGAGCUUUGCAGCUGUAACGAGAACUACUGGCUGGACUCGGACGGAUUCACUUGCCGGCCGAACUGUAAUACGGAAUGUGAGAAGAAUUACGGAUACUGUGCCGAGCCGAAUGUGUGUACGUGCCGUUCCAAUUACAGGAGAGUCGGCAACGACUCCUCCCCGUUUAUGUGCGAGCCCGUUUGCGAUCUCCCGUGCAAGAACGGUCAUUGCGUGGCUCCUAACGUCUGUCAAUGCGCGAGUGGCUAUCAUGUAGACAAAUUUGAUCCAGUAUUCACCUGCUCGCCAAUGUGCGACAAGCCAUGCAAUGGCGGAACGUGCACGUCACCGGGGACGUGUACCUGCGACCAAGGUUACAAACUAGUAAAUGGAAGCUUCUGCGAACCGAUCUGCAGCGAGCCCUGCCAGAUGGGCACGUGCGUGGCGCCUGAGAUCUGUAAAUGCAAAGAGGGUUACAAACUCCGUGAGAAUUCCAAAUAUGUAUGCGAAUCGAUGUGUAAAAAUAAAUGUGGCAACGGUACGUGUAUAUACGGACGUUGCUUUUGUGACCGAGAAUAUUUUUUAAAUUAUACGACUGGGACAUGUGAAUCAUACUGUCUGACGCAUUGCAAACCAAAUGGAACAUGUAACUCGGACGGUACGUGUAGUUGUCCUGAUGGAUAUAGUACGAACUUCGAAAACUUUGAAAUAUUUCCAUUUGCGACAAAUUACUGGUAA
This is a messenger RNA of Pogonomyrmex barbatus (red harvester ant), 5527 nucleotides long. RefSeq lists its product as uncharacterized. The record is from RefSeq and is a predicted model, not a curated record. NCBI's taxonomy places the organism in Eukaryota, Metazoa, Arthropoda, Insecta, Hymenoptera, Formicidae.